Molecule: messenger RNA, 1440 nt
Organism: Medioppia subpectinata
Lineage: Eukaryota; Metazoa; Arthropoda; Arachnida; Sarcoptiformes; Oppiidae
Source: the annotation of a GenBank genome assembly
GUCACUUUGCGGCGACAGAUCGGCCUCAAGAAGGAUCAGUACUAUCUGAAUAAGAAGAUCGUCACGCGUUCCGAUGUGAUGAAUGUGUUGGAAAGCGCCGGCUUUUCGCGCAGUAAUCCCUACUAUAUUGUCAAACAGGGAAAGAUCAACCAAAUGGCCACCGCUCCCGACCCGCAGCGGCUUAAGAUAUUGCGAGAAGUGGCCGGAACUCGCAUUUACGACGAGCGCAAAGAGGAGUCGCGCGUCCUCUUGAGGGACACCGAAAACAAAUUGGAGAAAAUCAUUGAUCUGUUGAAGUAUAUCGAAGAACGCCUGCAGACGCUGGAGGGCGAGAAGGAAGAGCUCAAAGAGUACCAGAAGUGGGACAAAAUGAGACGAGCGCUCGAAUACACCAUUUAUAACAACGAGUUGGAGGACUCCCGCAAACGGCAGCGCGAAUUGGAGACCCGGCGCGAGACCAGUGGUAUGGUUACCGAAAAGCUAAGGGAAGCGCUUCAGGGCUCCACCGAUAAGAUCAAGGAAUUGAGUCGCGAUUUGAGAGAAGUUCGCACAAAACUGCAGACCUUUCGGGACGAGAAGGAAGCGCUACAACACGAACACUCGUCCUUUCUUAAGGAGAAGACCAAACUCGAGCUCCACAUCAAAGACCUCAAAGACGAGGUCGAAGGCGACGCCUCGUCCAAGAAGAGGGCCGAAACCGAGUUGACUGCACUUCGGGAGCGAAUCACCGAAAAACAGGCGGAACUGAACCAAAUUAGACCCGAAUAUGAAGAGAUGAAGCGAAUGGAAGAGGACUGCACUCGAAAACUGAGUCUCAAAGAACAGAAACGAUCGGAACUCUACGCCAAACAGGGAAGAGGCUCUCAAUUCACGUCUAAACACGAAAGAGACAAUUGGAUCCAAACUGAGUUGAAGUCUUUGCGGCGUAACAUUGCCGACAAACGCGUGCAGAUCGACAGACUUGGCGCUGACCUCAAGAAAGACGCCAAAAGGAAGGAAGAAUUGGAGGCCAAAAUUGAUGAAUUGACAAAAGAGUUGGAAAACAACAGAUCGAGUAUUGAUAACCAAAACAAGACUUUCUAUGAUAUGAAGAAGAAGAAGGAUUCGCUACAAAAUGAGAGAAAUGAUUUGUGGCGUCAGGAGAACUCAAUGCAACAAAACCACAAUAUGUUGAUCGAAGAAAAAGCCAAAAAAGACCAACUCUUGCGGUCAAUGGUCGGGAAGACGAUUCUGAACGGAAGGGAUUCCGUGCGCAAAGUGUUGCAGAUAUUCCGCGAGAGGGGCGGCAGCUAUGACUCGGUGGCCAAAAACUAUUACGGAAUGCUUAUCGAGAAUUUCGAUUGCGGUAAAGAGUUCUACACAGCGGUGGAGAUGACGGCCGGCAAUAAGCUGUUCCAUCAUAUCGUGGAGAACGACAAAGUGGGCACAAGAAUACUCCAG